Lotus japonicus is the source of this 1351-nucleotide messenger RNA. RefSeq lists its product as uncharacterized. The transcript has 10 exons. Gene Ontology annotation, molecular function: methionyl-tRNA formyltransferase activity. Gene Ontology annotation, biological process: conversion of methionyl-tRNA to N-formyl-methionyl-tRNA; biosynthetic process. Bases 102 to 1181 code for a protein of 359 amino acids. Lineage: Eukaryota; Viridiplantae; Streptophyta; Magnoliopsida; Fabales; Fabaceae. The record is from RefSeq and is a predicted model, not a curated record.
UUUUGAAAACAGAACAGAGUGGAGUCUAUUGUGAUAAGGCAGAAGAAGAAGGCGUGUGUGUAGUUAGCUAGCUGUAUUCGAACGAACGGUGUUGUUUGAGAAUGAUUCGUCGGUUAUGCUGCGUACAGAGCGCUUCUUCUUCUUCUACUUCUCCAUCUCUCCCAUUCUCUUCCACUCCCACCAAGAAGAAACCCCUUGUCCUCCUAGGCGCACCUCAGGUCUCAGCAAUCGUCCUCGACGCACUUCUCACCGCUUCCACUUCUCCACAUUCUUCAUUCGAGGUUGCGGCGAUUGUAACUCAACCAAAUGCCAGAAGAGACAGGGGAAAGAAGCUCAUGCCAUCUCCUUUGGCCAGCUAUGCUCUUGAAAGGGGAUUCUCUUCUCAUCUCAUUUUUACUCCUGAGCGAGCUGGAGAUGAUGCUUUCUUGUCAAAUUUAAAAGCUUUGCAACCGGAGCUAUGCAUUACAGCAGCAUAUGGGAAUAUAUUGCCUACCAAGUUUCUAGAUAUUCCACCAUUAGGAACAGUCAAUAUUCACCCUAGCCUGUUGCCAAUGUAUCGUGGUGCUGCUCCUGUUCAAAGAGCGUUGCAGGAUGGCGUUAAAGAAACUGGAGUAUCAUUAGCGUACACUGUUCGUGCACUGGAUGCUGGACCUCUCAUUGCUAGUGAAAGAGUUGAAGUUGAUGAUCAAAUAAAGGCACCUGAUUUGCUUGACCUUCUGUUUCACAAAGGAUCUAAUCUUCUAAUUCGGGAACUUCCUUCUAUAUUUGAUGGAUCAGCGAGAGUGAAGGCACAACCCCAAGAUGACUCUAAGGUUACAUUGGCUCCAAAGAUAAGUCCAGAUGAAACAUGGCUAGGUUUUGAUCAAGAAGCAUGUGUUCUACAUAAUAAGGUUCGUGCUUUUUCAGGGUGGCCAGGAACUAGAGCAAAGGUUUUAGUUGUUGACAAGAAUGGUCAGCAGAAAACUUUGGAGUUUAAAAUUAUAACUACAAGAGUUUGCAGUCAUGAAAAUGUGCAGUUCAAUGAAGCAGAUGAUAUUGCAUUUGUCAAUGGUGCAUUGGUGUUUCCAUGUGGAAGGGGCACUGCACUUGAGGUAUUGGAAGUUCAGCUUCCAGGAAAAAAGGUAGUAAAUGCAGCUGCUUUUUGGAAUGGGCUACGGGGACAGAAGCUGAAGACAUUAUGAGAGGUGGUUUACCCAACAGAGCCUAUUAUUUAAGUUAUCUUUAGGCUGUUUUGGCAAUCAAUUCCUUUUUUGUUUUCAUUUUCUUCUUCAUUUUAUAUGAUUCAUGUAUAACUAUCCUCUUUCGAAUUUCUCUAUAAAAGGGCUUCUCAAACAAGCAUUCUUUUUUGGUA